AGCUUCGUAGCUUUCUCGCCAUCCGAUCCUCACCUACAUCGCAGUCUCAACCAAUCGCCCACCAUGACACCAAUGUCAGCUCCCAUCAUGAUUGCCACGCCACCGCAGGCAUCAAGUUCAUCAAAACCACCGCCCCAGACGAGCCAGCCGGCCGUCGCUGGCCUGUUGCGCUACAAGUACGCCCAGAUGUUGGCAAAGGAGGCAGCAGCAGAGGCCAAAGCUUCCUCCUCAUCGCCGCCACCCGGCUGCCCCAUGCAUCAGCCCGGCGGCGGCGCCGCCGCUUCUUCCAUCGCCUCGUCAAGCAAGGAAGGCCUCAAUCCCGUCAACAACAUCCCCUUCAACCUCUCCCUUUCUUCAUCCAGCUCCUCCUCCUCCAGCAGCAGCAGCACCCGUCUCUCCUCAGAGCGUACCGUCUCCUCCAUCCCUCGAGGUCACACCUCUCCUUCCGCACCCGAUGCCUCACCCUACGACAAGCCCAACCCACCCUCCUCCUGCCCAGUCGCCCACGACGGCAAAGUAGGCCCUGCCCCGAGCAAGUGGGAAUACCCAUCCCCUUCGCAAUUCCAGGCCGCCCUUCUUCGAAAGAACAAGGCUGCUCCAGACGAGCAUGUGGAAACAAUGGUGGCGGUACAUAAUUUCCUGAAUGAAGAGGCAUGGAAACAGGUGCUGGAUUGGGAGAGGGACUUUAAUCUGGCUUCUUACUCGAGCGCCAAGCCGCUGGAGGCGGGCAAGGGGCCCGCGGAGACUGAGGAGUUGGAGAGAUGGUUGGUUCGUUUCCAGGGAAGACCGGGUACGCUCAGCCCGAGAGCUAGAUGGUACGGCCUGUUGGGCUCAGUCUGGCCAAGUAGGUAUGGUGGGGAAGCGCCCUUCGACAGGCACGACUGGGUUGUUGGGCGACCGGAUGGGACUGAGGCUCGAUACGUCAUCGACUACUACGGAGAUGAGGAGCAGGAUAGGCGGGAUGAGAUGCGCAAGAUGGCCAGGGAGGAAGCGAUCAAGAGAGGGAUCAAGAUUGAGGAGGAAGAAGAGGAUGAACAGGCUCACUUUAUUCUGGAUGUGAGGCCCGCGCUUGAUAGCUUUGACGCCGUCAAGGUGAGGGCAAGGAGAGCGUUCAAGGCGUGGUCGGCCGGGUCUUCUUCAUGAUGAACGGCAGUGCGACAAAGAGUCAGCGUACGUACACGGCAAGCUACUGUGCUCCGGAGCACUCUGUGUACAAUCCAGACUCGAUUGGCAAUCACUACUCAUGCUUACGCUGUCAGCGAAGCCGCACGCAUUCAUUCUUCGGGUAGCGCAUCGUUGAUGAGACGAACCUGGCUUACUUGCAUUGCGACGUUAUGCGAGCGAGGACUACAAUACAGAUGGAAGAUGCGACUAUAGGACUGGUGGCGAAGAGACGGACGCCGAGGAGCGAAAAGACUAAAAUGUGAAGACUGGCGAAGGAUGGAUGUGUAUAUUUGGCUACUGGCCAGCGGGUUGCGCUGGCCUGUCGAUUAGAGGGUCGUAAAAAUGGUCGGUAAGGGCUGAGAUCUGAGCCG
This is a messenger RNA of Jaminaea rosea, 1535 nucleotides long. Its product is annotated as cytochrome c and c1 heme-lyase. Gene Ontology annotation, cellular component: mitochondrion. Lineage: Eukaryota; Fungi; Basidiomycota; Exobasidiomycetes; Microstromatales. The record is from RefSeq and is a predicted model, not a curated record. Gene Ontology annotation, biological process: cytochrome c-heme linkage. The coding region runs from base 64 to 1143 and encodes 359 amino acids. Gene Ontology annotation, molecular function: holocytochrome-c synthase activity. The transcript has a single exon.